Messenger RNA from Enhydra lutris kenyoni (northern sea otter), 2702 nucleotides. Its product is annotated as catenin beta interacting protein 1. The record is from RefSeq and is a predicted model, not a curated record. NCBI's taxonomy places the organism in Eukaryota, Metazoa, Chordata, Mammalia, Carnivora, Mustelidae. Gene Ontology annotation, molecular function: beta-catenin binding. The transcript is spliced from 5 exons. Gene Ontology annotation, cellular component: nucleus; cytosol; beta-catenin destruction complex. Bases 164 to 409 code for a protein of 81 amino acids. Gene Ontology annotation, biological process: negative regulation of Wnt signaling pathway.
CGCCGCGCGCGGUGCAGGGACCCGCAGCCCCCGCCGGCCGGGUCGGGCGGCCCAGGGCCCCACCUUCCUCUUUCUCCCCGGCCACAGCCCGCCCAUCACAGUUGAGGAGCUGUUUGCCUGAAGUGAAUUUCCGGAGGCAGGAGCCCCCAGGGCUGGCCAGGGGAUGAACCGCGAGGGGGCGCCCGGGAAGAGCCCGGAGGAGACGUACAUUCAGCAGAAGGUUCGAGUGCUGCUCAUGCUGAGGAAGAUGGGAUCAAAUCUGACGGCCAGCGAGGAGGAGUUCCUGCGCACCUAUGCGGGGGUGGUGAACAGCCAGCUCAGCCAGCUCCCCCAGCACUCCAUCGACCAGGGUGCGGAGGAUGUGGUGAUGGCGUUUUCCAGGUCGGAGACGGAGGACCGGAGGCAAUAGCGGUGAACCCCUUGGAACACCCUGGAAGCUGCCAGGAGAUCUGUGAGGACCUCGGCCAGCUGAGUGGCGGCAGAUGACCUUCCCGGUUCCCCCUGCCCUUACACCCCCACCCCGCCCCACCCCACAGUCACUCAGAGGGCUGGCAUCGAGGGAGUCACCGGUGGUGCAGUUACAAUUGGCUUAAAGGGACGGACUCCUGAUUGGCUGCAGAAAGAAACCCUUUUAUUUUUAAAUCUUGACCAACAGACACCUUUUAUUUUUAUUUCUGACUUUUUUUUUUUUUUUUUUUUUUAAUUUGCGCCUCGGUGUAUGGCUUCCCAGGAAGCUCUCCGAGAUCUGGUGCUUUAUUUAGGUCACUUUUUAGGAAUGUGAAGAGGCCUGAUUGGCUGCUUAAACUGGAAAAGGAUUUUGAUUGGCCGGCUAGUGGGAAAUGGUUUUUUUCUUUGAUUGGCUGCAGGUGUUCUGCCGAUAGCGACAGCUUCUCUCUUUUGAAUGCUGAAAACAGGGUUCGGGACAUUGGUUGUUAUAUUUGACUUGAAAAGAAAGAAAAGAAAGAAAGAAACCAAGUGCGCUCUGCAAUAUUUAUUACACAAAGCUUGCUGCUUCCCCAAGUUUUGUUUGUGUUUGCCUUUGAUUGGCUUUUGAGAUGUGUGUUUGGUUUCUCAUUGGCUCAUCCAUGACUCCCGUUGCCACGGGCUGCCCGCACCCCGCGGGGGAUCCACCUGGAGAGCGUGUUUGCUUUAAUGACCGCACCUGGCUGCCCUGGCGAGGGGACCCCCAAGACCUCAUGCAGGGUCUACAGCUGGAAAGCAGAGCCCCCGAGGAGGUUUGUGCCGUCCUGAAGGCGCAGACCAGAGCUUAGAGGUGACCACCAAGCAGGAUUUAUGGGCAUCGCUUCCAUGGGUUGGCAAGCAGCCAGCUCCCCAUGGUGGGGGUGGGGGUGGGGAGUUGUUGAUCCCCAUCUGGGCCUCUUGGGGCUGCCGGUGCUCAGCAGAGGGGCACCACUCUGGGCGGCUGUCUUUUCAGCCCUUCCCUCCAGAUCGACUUCCUGAGGCCUCAUCUGGGGCUCCUCCUGUAAAGGGCAGGAGCUGCUCCCUGCCCUGAGACCCCACAGUGCAGCAGAGGUUUCUGCCUGGGAGCCCAGAACCUCGCAAAGCUUGGCUCACAAGGCUGGGGAGACCUUUGGCUCUAAACCCCCAGCCCUGACCUCCGCUAGCCAGGCUCCCAAGGUGUGGGCCCCUGGGCAGUAGGGCCUGGCCAGCCCUCGGAGUUCUUGGAUCCCAGGCCGGUGCCCCUCACUGCACCGCCUCCGGAAGGGUCUCUCUCUGUGUCAGCCUGGAAUAGACAGAGUCACCAUUUAUUUAUGAAGUGCCAUCUGAGACAGCUGGCCGGGCCUUUGCUGAGCGGGUCCCACCAGGCUGGCCCUCAAGCCAGGUCCCCAGAAACACGUUGCCGAGCAGCUGUAUGUGAAGGGCUGGAAGAAGCCCCGGAUCUUCCCCCCUGUCCUCCCCGUGCGCUUGGGGAUAGCCUGCCCUUCUCCCUGUAUCUCUCACCAGAGUGGAACCUGGGAGGGGAGGCAGAGAAUGAUGCAGGCCUCAGGGACGGGGGCCUCCACCCUUCUCCUGAGAUAGUAAAUGGCUGAGGCCCUCUUUUUGCCCCAGGUAUCCAGAGCCAGGAGAAGACCCUUGGAGCGAAAUCUCCCCCUUCUCAGGGCGGGGGCUGUCAUGGAUCACAGGAGCUGCCUCGGGCCCAUGCGGGCGGUCGUGCUGUGCUCUGAGCAUCGUCUGGGCCUUGCCCCAGAAGGACUUGCGUGUCACAGUAUCCAUGGCCCUGACCUCCUCCACACGCGGGCCCCUGGCCCUGGUCAGCUGACCUGGUUAGGUUACCCUGCAAAGACUGUUGGUGCCCAAGGAACAAGGACCAUGGGGACUCCAGCAGGGGCCUGUGGCAUCUUCUUGCAAGAGCCGUGGCGCGUAUGCGCAUCCGCAAACACGCUCCCAGCUCCGUGGCCUGCAGCCCCAGCUGAGCCCCUGGGGAAAGGGGAGUUUUUUCCCAGUGCCCUCCCCCCAGGCUGUGACAUCUGCCAGCAGGCAUCAAUGGCGUGUUGCCAUUUGCCCUCUCUUUGUACCUGUAGCUCCCAUAAAGGGUCCACGUCCUGGCCAGUGGUGUGUUCUCUGUCCCAGCCUGCCCUCAUCAAGGUCACGGGCCUGCCUCUUGUAACAGCGAUGGCCGUGAUCUGUCUGAACGGGAGGAGUGAAGGUGUUGCUGUGGCUCCAUAUUUCGAUGAAAAAUA